UUCGCGGAGAGUUUGGAAGACAAAGUGAGGAGAUUCAGGCAGGAGAGCAGUGUAUACAAAUGGGAUGAAAAAGAAGACGAACCAGGUAAAGGUAAGAUCUAGUGUUGCAACAAUUGUUUUCUAAGGCACUUAACUCUAGAGACAACAGACUCAAAUAUGUUGAGACAACCCCAGAUCGAAGAUUAUAGUUCAGUUUUCUUAAAGCUAUAGUCAUUUAAUCGAUACAUACAUCAAAUUUGUUGCAAUACACAAGUUAUCUUUUCGUUUCUAACACUGUUUUAUAAACUCGCUUAGCUCAGAGACAAGCCGGAGAAAAGCGAGGGUAAACUUGUUACGGUUAACUGAAUUCCUGCAACCAUGUGGCUCACUGAUGUCAACGAAUUGAAAGCGUUUGUAGCCGCAUGAACUCUAGCCUCCCAUGCAGGCGUUUUUAGGGGAGCUCGUUUUUCAUCCCAAACGAAGAACGAGCUUCCCUAAAAAUGCCUGCGUGGGAGGCUACAUGUACUCCUCAGCACUGGCAGAAUCUGAUAUCUUAUUUUACUUUCAGUGAACAACAUGGCAGAAACUGUAGAUGGAAAAGAUUUGGAGACUCAACUCAAAAAAGUUGCUUUGGCAUCCGCAUGCACACUGACGGGACCAACAGGAUUUUGCACCCCCGACAGGGGCGAAGGUUCAGACGUUAUACUUACGUUCAUAGUUCCUUAGUUAAUUAAGGACAUCAACUGUCACUGCUCCGGUAUAAUGCGUAUAUACGUUUCUAACGUUAACUCUUUCGUAUAGGCUUCGAGAGUUUAGAGGACAGAGUGAGGAGAGUCAGCAGGCGGGAGGGCACGGUAUACAAAUGGGAUCUAAAAAACUGAAGACAUAUCAGGUAAAAGUAAGAUCUAGUGUUGCAGCAAUCGUUUUCUAAGUAACUUAACUCUAGAAACAACAAACUAAAAUUUUAUGCUGAGUAACCCCAGAUCGAAGAUUGCAUGCAGUUCAGUUUUCUGAAAGCUCUGAAGUCAUUUAAUGGAUACAUACAAUACACAGUUCCUAACACUGUUUUACACACUUUUAAUUGUCUCCGAAUUAAAACUCAAAGACAAGCAGGAAAAAAACUACAGGAGGGUAAACUUGUUAUUUGUUAACUGAAUUCAACCAUAUAGCUCGUAUAUGACAAAGAAUUGAAACGUUUGUAGCCGCGUGUAAUCUUCAGCACUGGCCGAAUCUGAUAUUCAUCUUAUUUACUUUCAGGCCAACUGAUCUAUGAAAGGACGCCUCGCAUAGAUGAAGAGACAAUUGCCGCGUACGAUAAAAGACAUAAAAAUGGACUUUUUAUACCUGCGGUUGCAGUAAUAAAUUACUAGUCCUCCGCAAAUUUAUUUAAAAUAAAUCAUCAAGUUUGAGG
Messenger RNA from Porites lobata, 1390 nucleotides. Lineage: Eukaryota; Metazoa; Cnidaria; Anthozoa; Scleractinia; Poritidae. The record is from the annotation of a GenBank genome assembly.